This is a messenger RNA of Saccostrea cuccullata (small rock oyster), 2801 nucleotides long. RefSeq lists its product as uncharacterized. Gene Ontology annotation, molecular function: interleukin-17 receptor activity. The record is from RefSeq and is a predicted model, not a curated record. The transcript has 9 exons. The coding region runs from base 49 to 2652 and encodes 867 amino acids. NCBI's taxonomy places the organism in Eukaryota, Metazoa, Mollusca, Bivalvia, Ostreida, Ostreidae.
GAGAUUUACCUGUAGUCAUGCUUAUGGUGGUUGGCGGAGGGACAGGACAUGGGGAGUUCGUACGGACGGUGGUCUAAUCUGCUGGUCUGGACACUGUUACACCUGGUCAAAUGUAUACCCCAGGCUUGCCCCAAUAUAAAUCCAUUACCGAUGAAUCUACCUGUCGGACUGGCUGAUUAUUGUGAGAGAACAUUACACAACCUGAAUUGUAGCGUGGGGCCAAGGAAAAAUAUUGAGAAAGAUACUGUUCUUCCAUGCCAGAUAAAGAGGAAGAAAGGAUGGGAAGAAUAUUAUAAAACACUUGGAAAUCUAAGCCGUUGUUUUGACUGUGAUCCUUCUGAGUUGACUUCAAUACGAGUGGUCAGAAGACGGCACAGAAAUUAUUUGGAUGAGAAGCAUUCAUAUCCAACUAUUGAGCUUAACUUUACAGUGCCAAAACCAAACAUCAAUGGAGAUUUCUAUCCUGGAUCCACCUUGUUAAAUAUGACAAGUGUUGGUGUAGGAGAGCAUCGUGAUGAUGAAAUGAAGAGUUUUGUUCGACUAUUUUUCUAUCCUAAACAUAUUCCACUUACAACAGACAAUGACAUUACUAAACAGAGAGUUCUUAGUUUUCCAUGUUUCAUGGGUUAUCACCAUGAGCCAUGUCCAUCUGACAACUACAAAGUAUACACACUUACCUUGAAAGCCUUCUCCCAGAAGAAAACAAGUCUUGAGGAAACACCAUACUCUGAACUGUCUUACAACAUCACGAUUUACAACUUUUAUGUGUAUCACCCACAACUAUGGAAGUCUACCAUUGCUGUUGCUUUCUUCCCCAAAGAGAAAGACGUCACAAUCCUCUUUGAUCCAGUACCCGAUUCUAUAACAGUAACAAUAUAUAACGUGUCCUUGUUUAGCAUUGAACAUAAUAAAACGUACAAAAAUAUUCUUACUGCACAUCAAAGACAUUGUUUUGAAGAUGUGGUGGAUGGGAAUUAUUAUGUAUUAAUAGAAGUCAUUACUACAGAUGCAAAAUGUUCAGAUAGUUGUAGAUUCACAAAGUCUUCCUUUUUCAAAGUUGGAAAUCCUAACAAGGGAAAGUUUUCAGCGGUCAGAAGAAAUGAUCACACUGAAAACACAGUACUGUCUGUCAUAGGGGGAGUGGUUGUGGGGGUUUUACUGUUGGUCAUUUUAUGCUACAUGUACUAUCGAUGGAGGAACAAUUUGUCCCCAAAAGACACAGAGAUGCAUGAUAAUCUAAAGAUGCUUUUGAUUUACUCCGAUAACAGAAAAGAAAACAUUACUUUAGCAACGGAAUUUGCUAAAUUUUGCAGAAUAAAGUUGCAAAUAGAAAUAAUUUACGAUAAACUGAAGGAUGAAAUGACCAAAAUAAAAGACGUAGGAUAUGCAUCAUGGUAUAUGGAAAAACUAGAGGACCUACCAGCUGCCAUAAUUUUGUGGACUCCUGGAUCUGAUACUAAAGCAGAAGAAGGCGCAAAAUAUAACGAGUUUAAUGUUGGUGUCACCUUUGCAUUAAAUUCAAAAAGAAACGACGAUAAAAGGAUAGCGUGUGUUUAUUUUGACAAGGCACACAAAGGGUCGAUUUCAAGUGAUAUACGAAAGGAAGUGCGUGUAUUUUGUAUUCCUAAAAAAUCUGGAGACUUAGCAGCUUAUCUUCAGGGACGUAAACAUUUAAGACUUGUAAAUAUUGACAAAGACUCCGGUCUAGAAAACGCCCUAUUAGCAAUAAAUACAAAUUUUAAUAAAUCUAAUGAUACAAUGUUAGUGACAUCUGAACAAAAAGAAAUAAUAGAAAAUGAGGAAACAAAUGUCUUAUCUGAGGAAGAAUUAGAUGAAGAAAUCUCAUUGUUGAAAAAAGAGAUUAUAAAAAACACUACAGAUCUUAGCAAUUCAAGCAAAAGUUCUACAUCCAAUGGAGAAAUUCCCAUUGUUAACCCUGAUUGCCCAAUACAUGGGGAACAUUCCAAAAUGCGAAGGGGAAAUACAUCUCACCAUCCGCAUACAGCCGCAGAUAGAUCAAGUUGUCUUAAAAAGCACCAUCAUAUAUUCCCUGUAGAGACAGAGCAUCAACAUUCUUGCCCUAGUAAAAUAAAUCAAAAAUAUUCUGACCAAUAUAUUGAUCCUUUUAAUAAUUCUGUGCAUUACAUAAUGAAGGACCCAUUACUAACUGAACAAAAAGGUGUUCCUUUUCAUUCAUAUUAUCCCAACAGAAUGGAAUCCUCUUUUCCCAAUUCUGCUCAGGAUCAAUUUGCUGCAAAUCAUGGUCAAGGAUACAAAAAUGAUUAUAUUCGACAUACACAUAAAAGCAAUGCACCCAUGUUACUAAGACAGCAUAGUGCUGGGGCAGAAUAUAGUAGUGCGUCAACAAGAAGGAAGGGUAAAGAAUAUAAGGAUUAUAAUCAAAGAAAAAGGGACAACCUAACGCCAUAUGACAGUGACUCAUAUGACGAAGAAAGUGAAAACACGCCACUAAAUCAUCCGAAAUUCUACUUGGAAGAAGAAGAAGACACCCAACCAUCCAAUCUUUGUUUGAAGACGUCAAAAAAGUCGUGUUCUCUAGACAGUAUAGAAUCCAAUGAUUCCAACUAUAGUAAAAGGAGCGACAGUAUAAGUAGUUAUGACCUAAAGAUGUCGCUUCAAAAAUUUAUAUGAUCAUUAAAAUGUUUCCAACAAGUCCGCGUCUUGAAAUAAGGUAUAUGAUAAACAAAUGUUUAAUUAUCUGGUGUGUAGACUUCUUCAAAAUUCAUGCUCUAGAACAUAAAUAUAUCAAAUGGAAUUUCUGUGUUGCAAUUAAAAAAAUG